CAGUAGUAAGAGAUGAAGGAGAAUCAGCUGAGAUCAUCUGUCCUUAUGAUUCAAUCUAUAAAUCAAAGCCAAAGUCUCUCUGUAAGGGGAAGUGCUCCACUAGAGACAGAAAUCCUCUCAGUGAGACUGUGAGAGAAGAGAAAGAGACCAAGACUGGCAGAUUGACUCUGAAUAAUGACGUCACUGCAGGUGUCUUCACUGGGAGCAUCACUGGACUGACAGCAGAGGAUGCUGGGAAAUACUGGUGUGCAGUGACAUUAGAAACAGAGCUCAAUUAUCUUUACACUCAUCUGAUCGUCAUCAUGAACGAGGAGCUGAACUUGACUAAGUAUGAAGGAGACGACGUGUCAAUCCAGUGCAAACAUCAGGAUGAAGAUCAGAAACGCUUCUGCAAAGCACAUGAAGCCUCCAUGUGUGUGAAGGAUGGAGUUUCAUUGGAGACGAUCAGAGAUGAUCGAUUCUCUUUCAGUGAUGAAGCAUCUACUGGAGUCUUUACUGUGAACAUCACUGAUCUGAGAGAAGAGGAUUCUGGGAUAUACUGGUGUGGAGCUCACAUCAUCACUAAAGUCAAUCUCACUGUUAAAACAGAUUUCACCUUGUUCAACCUGAUUUGUGUUUCUUCAGCUCUGAUGCUGAUUGGGGGAUUCAGUCUGAUUAUGUGUAAAUUAAACCUGAAUGAGAACAUAGUGUUAUAUAAAGCAGAUAAUAAUCACUACUAA
Molecule: messenger RNA, 719 nt
Organism: Carassius carassius (crucian carp)
Lineage: Eukaryota; Metazoa; Chordata; Actinopteri; Cypriniformes; Cyprinidae
Product: natural cytotoxicity triggering receptor 2-like
Exons: 3
Coding region: 303-719 (138 amino acids)
Source: RefSeq, a predicted model, not a curated record